AUUUUCAUUCCUCUUCUUCAGAAGUUCAACCAACCGCUCGAAAUCGGCACAAAAGUUCAGUCGUCGGCAGCCGUUUCUGAAUCAAAAUGAAGCUAUUCUGUACAGUUGUGUUCGCCUCGUUGAUCUGUAUCGUUUCCUCCAUUGGACCGACCAGAUGGAGUUACGCCUCCGUACAUCAACUUCCUUAUUUUAAUGCACCGACAUCACUGGGACCCGUGCAGGAUGUGGCAUUUCAUCCGGAGAGUCGCGUACCCCAGAAGGCCGACCAAGACACCAUGUUGGUUCUAGGCUCUCAUGUGAGAUGUCUAAAGGAAUUGCAAGCACUGAAGGAGCGAUUGGAUGGAACUACGGAUUGUACCGCUUCUGAUUUAAAGAAAGAAUUCUUAGAAAUUUCAAAGCGGCUAGCGGAAACAAAUACAAUUGUGCUGAAUUUGAAGAAGGAAAUGACAGAAAUGUCACGACAUUCGACGGAAACUGCGCAACGGUUAGCUGAAACGAAUGCCGAUGUUUUGAAUUUGAAAAAGACGUUAAAUGCAUCUGUGGUUGAGCUAACGGCGACUAAGAAUAACUUGAUGGAUAUGACAGCAGCUUUUGCCGACCUUGAAAAGGAGUCAGAAAGAAAUUCGGACGGUUUAGAACAAGCAAAUGCGAAAAUGGAGGUCUUAAAAACUGAAUUGAAAAAGACUACGACGGAUCUGGCGGCCUUAAAAUUAAUUACAGCUAAUGCAACGACAUCUCUUGCAAGUGUUAAUGCGAAUUUUAUUGCGAUUCAACAAGAUUUGAAUGUCAUCAAGGCUGAUGUUAUUGCUUUAAAAGCAACAAGUUCGAGUGACAAACCCUCAUCCAUCGGAAAAAUUCCGGCUUCCUGUGCCGACUUACGACAGUUAGGAAACGGAAAAAGUGGAUUGUAUAAUAUAAAAUCCGACAAAAAGAUCAAGAUUGCGUAUUGCGAUUUUACCAAGCCGUCUACCGACGCAGGUUUCCAAAAUUCAAUUGGAUCCUUAGACGUGAAAUCCUCGACUACUUCCUUUUACGUUCAACUGGGCAAGGAUUUUAGCGAAGCCAGAUCUCCGAUUCCAUUCGUCAAGGAGUUACUAAACGUGGGAGGAGCCUACAAUGGAACGAGUCGAAAAUUCACGGCACCCGUCACGGGAAAAUAUUUUUUCACCUUAACUGGAGUAGUGGCUUUCCCGGCAACCGUGUCUGAUAAUUCUUAUUUGCAAUUGGCUCUGUACAAGAACGGUGGCGAAAUUGGGCGGGCUUUUUCUGACGAGAUGAGUGACAUUCGCAAACACGGCACCAUUUCUUUGCAGUCAACACUCGAUUUGACCAAAGGUGAUCAAAUAUGGCCAAUGAUUUCCUUUAUCGCACCGAGCGUUUAUUUGGUUGGCCAUGGCUAUACUCAUUAUUCUGGUUUCUUGCUCGACGAGGAUUUUAUGUGAUAGUCUUUAAAAUAAGGUUUUGGAUUGGGCGGGGCAUUACAAACUGGGUGUAUUUGGAAUACAAAAUGUGACUCUAAAUUGAA
Messenger RNA from Daphnia pulex (common water flea), 1525 nucleotides. RefSeq lists its product as uncharacterized. NCBI's taxonomy places the organism in Eukaryota, Metazoa, Arthropoda, Branchiopoda, Diplostraca, Daphniidae. The coding region runs from base 87 to 1442 and encodes 451 amino acids. The transcript is spliced from 11 exons. The record is from RefSeq and is a predicted model, not a curated record. Gene Ontology annotation, molecular function: protein binding.